CCUCGUGGUGCGACAAUUUUUUUGCAGCUCCAGUUUGCUUGUCGCUUUCUCGAUUUUUGCUACUGUGAUUUAACUGAUAUUUGGAAAACAUGAGUGGAGAAGAGAUGGAUGCGCUUUCGGAGAGUGAAGAUGAUACAGAUAUCACCAUUGAUGAGGUGCCUGGUACAAAUAAGAAGACUCAAAACGAUGUGAAUGAGCUCCUCUCGAUCCUGGAUGAUGGAUACACAUCGGAGGCGGAGCUUAACACAAGAAAGUUGGUCACGCAGAUGAACAGGAAGAAAAAGAAGUCCGGAGGUUUCCAAUCCAUGGGUUUAUCACAUUCAGUGUUUAAAGGAGUAAUCCGCAAAGGUUAUAAAGUACCAACUCCUAUUCAAAGGAAGUGUAUUCCACUCAUACUAAGCGACAAAGAUGUGGUUGCCAUGGCUCGUACAGGGAGUGGGAAGACGGCUGCUUUCCUUAUUCCGAUGUUUGAGAAAUUGCAAGGUGCACAAAGUGGUGCAGGGGCAAGAGCACUUCUGCUUUCUCCCACAAGAGAACUGGCAUUGCAGACACUUAAGUUUGUAAAAGAGCUCGGAAGAUUCACUUCUUUGCGUACGGCGUGUAUACUUGGGGGUGACAGCAUGGAUGAGCAGUUCUCGGCCAUGCAUGAAAACCCCGAUGUCACCAUUGCCACCCCCGGUCGUCUCAUGCACGUCCUUAUCGAAAUGGAACUCAGAUUAUCGAACAUCCAUUAUGUUGUGUUUGACGAAGCGGACAGGUUAUUUGAGCUUGGUUUCCAGGAGCAACUCCACGAGGUCCUCCACCGUCUCCCUGAUGAUCGUCAAACUCUUCUUUUCUCAGCCACACUCCCCAAACAACUUGUGGAGUUCGCAAAAGCCGGUUUAAACGACCCUACACUAGUCCGACUUGAUCUUGACUCAAAACUUAGUGACCAACUCAAGCUAGCGUUCCUGCAUCUUCGUGAAGAUGACAAACUCCCAGCUUUGAUUCAUCUCCUCCGGAACGUGUUCAAGGAGACGGAGCAAACCGUCGUUUUUGUUUCGACGAAGCAUCACGUGGAGUUUGUAAAAGAUGUCCUUAAGUUGUUCAGCAUCAACUGCUCGUACGUUUACAGUAGUCUUGACCAUACUGCUCGUAAAAUCAACAUCGCAAAGUUCCGGAACAAAAAGACAAUGGUGCUCAUUGUCACGGAUGUUGCAGCGAGAGGACUGGACAUCCCAAUGCUCGAUAACGUCAUCAAUUUCUCAUUCCCGGCAAAAUCGAAGUUAUUUGUUCACAGAGUUGGUCGUGUAGCACGAGCGGGACGCACAGGUACCGCUUACUCCCUCGUGUGUCCGGAAGAACUUGCUUACGUCAUCGAUCUCCAUCUUUUCCUUGGACGACCUUUGAAUUUUGCGAAAACUGGACAAACUUAUCAAGCAUGGGACAAUGUAUAUGGUCGCGUGUCACAGAGGAUCAUAGAUGAGGAACAAGCUGCUCUGCAGAACAUUAAGAACAAUUCUGAUCUCCAAGCUUUGCUUAAAGUUGCACAGAAUGCAUAUAAACAGUAUUUAAAAUCACGGCCUGCUGCUUCAAGCGAGUCAAUCAAACGAUCACGAGAAAUUCUUCAAAGUACUAAUAUUGCUCUGCACCCAAUUUAUGACGAGAGUGGUGAUACAUCGGAAGAAGCAAGACUAGAGUUACUUUCAUCUGUUCGAAAAUAUAAACCUAAUUCUACAAUCUUUGAAAUUGGGGCAACAGCAAAGAGCACGGGUUCAUAUGUUAUGAAGAAGACCAGGAAGAGGCAUGUCAAGUUUGUUGAGAAACAUCAACAGAAACUGAGGAAGCUCGCUGAGAAGGAUGAGGUGUCAGCUCUUCAGGUCAAGGAGAAUAUUCCGGAAGUUGUUAACGAAGAGGAAGAAGAAGAUCUCAAGAAUACGUUCUCAAAAAUAGUCCGACCUACCAACAAUAUCAGAGAGUUUACUGAGAUGAAGAAAAAGAAGAAGAAAAAACGAACAGCUAAAGAUUUUAAGGAUUCCGAAUUCUACAUCGACUAUAAACCGAAAGAUCAUAACACAGAAGCGGGUUUGAGCAUCGGUAACGGUCGAACUAACUUUGCAAAGGAAGCUUCAAACGUGACAUUGGAUCUUAUCGGAGAUGAAGAUAAAACACUCCGCCAACAAAAAAUGCAAAGAAAAGUUUGGGAUCGGAAGAAGAAGAGGUUCGUCAAUGCUCAGGAUGCGGGACCAACUGCUCCUAAGAAGAAGAUCAGGACUGAGAGCGGUGCCCUUAUAUCCUCCACUUACAAGAAGAACAUAUACCAAGAGUGGAAGAAGAAGACCAAGUUGGCUGAUCGUGAUGAAGAAGUCUAUACUGGGGAUGGAACAAGUGGAAGAUGGAGAGCUGGUCAAAAUAGGAGACUAAGCGGAAAGCAACAAAAUUCAAACUCUAAAAUAAAAUCUGAACUAAAACGACCAGAACAAAUUUUAAAGCAGCGUAAAUUGCAAGCGCAAAAAAAGAAAAAUCAACAAAAAAGAAGAAAACCAAAAGGCAGAAGAUGAAAUUUAUCAUAAAACACUUAUUCUAAAAAUUGUACUUCUUGUUUUAUUUCCACAUUAAGGUGGAUGUACACAGUAUCCUGAAUUUGUCCGUUUUGUCUGGAUUUCGCUGCCGCAUGCGGAAUUGGACACGAGUUUGCAUACGACUUCGCAUGCGAAUUCGCACGCCGGAUACUAUGUACAGCCACCUUUACUAUUUCUUGCUUGUUUCUCCAAAGUUGGGUUAUUUCCUUUGUGCAACUGUUUAGAUAGCAGUGGUUCUUAACCUUUGGCUCAUAUAGGCUUUUUGGAAACGUUAAAAAUACUGACCAGAUACAGCCUUACUGUUAAAAACAGGAUCUGGGUUUAACAAGUUUGGUUAAGAACCAAAUUUUCACCUUUUGAAUAUGUGGAUAGUUAAGAUCUAUACAAAAAAUCACUAUAGUAUGGUGAAACAUUGGUGCAAAUGUAUUCUUUUUGCUAAACUGACAAAUCGGUUCACAGAGCUAGGGUGUAAAGUUUGUCAAUUUUAGUUUAAGGUGGCUUGAACAAAUAUAAAAAGAUCCGGAAAAGAAAAUCUUACAAGUAGAUAAGGAAUCCCGAAAGUCCUGUCCAUGUAUUGUUAGAUGUAUGUUAUAUAAUGAUAAUGAAAGAUGAUAUGCAUGAGGUUGUGGAACAACCACCAACUUCUAAAUUUCAAUGCGAGAUGAAUGCAUUGAAGAAUGCAGAUGGGUCUGCUUUCUAUUCUCAGGGUGAGACCUCGGUCAUGGUAGCAGUGUAUGGUCCCGGUGACCUGAAAGAAACCAAACAAGAAAUUGACAAAGCGUUGGUUGAAGUAGAUUUUCGCCCAAAACUCGGCAGUCCUACUGUCAAUGAAAAAUAUUUGGAGCGUUUUGUACAAGGAGUUUGUGAGAAUGCUAUAAUGCUUGCCCUUCAUCCAAGAACUGCAUUUGCCAUAAUUGUACAGAUUAUGCAAGACCAAGGAUCGUUACUCUCCUGUGCCAUUAAUGCAGUGUGCGUGGCACUUCAAGAUGCCGGUGUGUCCAUGAAACAUUUACCAGUUGCUGUCACUGUUGCUUUAAGGAAGGAAAGCGAGAGCGAGUUAGAAGAUGCAACGGAUGUGCUUAUUAUUAACCCAACAAUAAAAGAAGAGUCCGAAUCAUUUUCUAUCCUCACAUUUGUAUUUGAUAGUGUCAAUAAGAACCUUCUUUGCAUGCACUCACAGGGCCCUCUGCUGCCGAAGCAGCACGAACGUUGUUUAAAAGCUGCGAAAGAAGCUACUGAAGAAGUUUUAAAGUUUUUUAGAGACUCUGUAACUCAAAAAGUGGCUGCUGGAUUGGAACUUUAAUCGCUUUUGUUCUCUAAUAAAGUUUUUAUUUUAA
Molecule: messenger RNA, 3898 nt
Organism: Ciona intestinalis (vase tunicate)
Lineage: Eukaryota; Metazoa; Chordata; Ascidiacea; Phlebobranchia; Cionidae
Source: RefSeq, a predicted model, not a curated record